Messenger RNA from Arachis stenosperma, 1596 nucleotides. RefSeq lists its product as uncharacterized. The record is from RefSeq and is a predicted model, not a curated record. Lineage: Eukaryota; Viridiplantae; Streptophyta; Magnoliopsida; Fabales; Fabaceae. The coding region runs from base 1 to 1596 and encodes 531 amino acids. Gene Ontology annotation, biological process: DNA replication; DNA repair; DNA recombination. Gene Ontology annotation, molecular function: DNA binding. Gene Ontology annotation, cellular component: nucleus. The transcript is spliced from 11 exons.
AUGGCAAGCACGUACAACAACCUCAAGGAUAUUGAGGCAUCUUCAGACCACUUAAUAUUGAGGAUUAAAGUGAGAGUCGUGAAAAUAUGGUCAUUGUCUCCUGCUGAGCAAAAAUACGUGAAGCCAACUUUAGAGUUGGUGGUCAUGGAUCACAUGGGCGAUCGAAUCCAGUGCACUAUUAGGAAUGCUCAGAGGAGGCUCUUUGAAGAUGAGUUAUCGGAGGGAAAAAUCUAUAUCGUUUGUAACUUCUCAACUUCCUUGAAUGACCAGAAAUACAAGGCCGCUAACCAUGCAUGUAGGAUAUACUUCAAGAGGGAUACUCAACUUCAGAUGGUCCAUGAUCCAUCCUUUCCGGAGAAUGUGUUUCGUUUUGUUCCUAACGAUCUAAUACUGAACCACACAAAUGCUCAGUCGCAUCUUAUAGAUGUUAUUGGUCUACUUACUGGCAAGGGUGACAUAAUUGAAUUUACUAAGAAUGGCAAGAAGUGCAGCUACAUUGUUCUCGAGCUCGAUGACAUGCAGGGAAAAGGCAAGAUUAGGUGUACACUUUGGGAGGAUUUUGCAACUAUGUUGGUCAAGCACAUUGAACAGCAGCCAACAUCAGAGUACAUCAUCAUUGUACAGUUCGCUAAGUUCAACCUCUUUAAAGGUGCAAUGGGCAUAUCAAAUACCAAUCAUAAUUCAAUUCUCUACAUCAAUGCGGACUUCCAAGAGGUUAAGGAUUUUCGCAAGAGCGUCCUCAUGGCGGGGGUUCCACGUGCAAACCAACUAUCCCAAAUUGCUGUGGAGCCAGCGUACUCUAUGGAGGAUGAUCUCAUCAAUGUCUCCAUUUACAAACCCAUUUCUGAACUCAAGGCAUCCAUUGAGAAUGGUAGCUUCGUGACAAUUGGAACUGUUAUUGCAAUUGACCCCAAGAACGGGUGGUGGUACAAAAGUUGUAAACAUUGCUUUCAUUCACUAAAGGAGGCUGAGGAUUCCUACUAUUGUGCCAAGUGUGCCACCUAUCCAACGACUCACACACCCAGGUAUAGCAUUAAUAUAAAGGUUGCUGAUGAUACCGAUACGGCUUCAUUCCUGCUUUAUGACAAGGAAGCGGCCAAAUAUCUUGGAAUCUCUGCCUCUGACCUCAGGCUUGCACAACUAACUAGGGGUGGAGUAAAUGAGGAAUACCCAAUAGAGCUCAAUUCCUUUAGGGGUAAGAAAUUCCUUUUCAAGGUUUCUGUCAAGAUGGAAGAUCUAAAUUCUUUCCAGCCUUGCAAGGUCAUUGUGAUGAAGAUGACUGAUGAGAUAUCGCUUAUAACAAAAUUUUUAGGAAAGCAUGAUAUAUACCAGCAAAACCUUGCACUGGAACACUCAGAACUAUUGAACAUGCAAACUGCUUCCACCGACACGCCAAAGGGCACGGGUUCUCCUUCUGUUGAGUCGUUGGUGGACAACUCUAACGAUGCUUUCUCAACCCCCAAGAGAAACAUUAUUAGUGGUGGAUGCUCUAAGCGACUCAUUGAUCUUUAUCCAGACUCUGCUAAUGGAUCAUCAUCGAAGUGUAGAAAGCUCGAAGAUGGCAUUCCCGGAGUUGAUAGAGUCUACCAAGAUUAG